Molecule: messenger RNA, 1626 nt
Organism: Verticillium dahliae VdLs.17
Lineage: Eukaryota; Fungi; Ascomycota; Sordariomycetes; Glomerellales; Plectosphaerellaceae
Product: maltose permease MAL31
Exons: 3
Coding region: 1-1626 (541 amino acids)
Biological process (GO): carbohydrate transport; transmembrane transport
Cellular component (GO): membrane
Molecular function (GO): carbohydrate:proton symporter activity
Source: RefSeq, a predicted model, not a curated record
AUGGAGCUCGACAAGAAGAACAACCCCGAUAUGGUGGCUGACGACGAGGUGACGGACCAGCUCGCCCGCCUUGCCAACCAGGACGAACACGACAUCGGCAAGCGAGAAUCCUUCAGGCGUUUCCCCAAGUCCUGCCUGUGGUGUCUGUACGCAGUCUUUCUCGUGCUCCUUGGCAGCUUCGAGAACCAGGCCGCCGGCGUCAUCCUCGGCAUACCGAAAUUCCGCGAGGACUUUGGCCAUCAUUUUAAUGACGAGCAUGUCAUCGAUGCCUCGUGGCAAGCUGCGUUCAACGGUGCUCCCAUCGCUACGGCCGUCAUGGGUGCUCUGGGAGGUGGACAGCUUGCAGACUGGAUCGGCCGUAAGAAGGUCAUCAUGAUGGCACUUGUCAUUGCUUACGGUGCCAUCACGAUGGAGCUUUUGGCUACGAGUCCUGCCUUGUUCUUGGGGGGCAAGCUGCUCAAUGGCUUCUCCAUCGGCGCCAUCCAGGGAAUUACAGUGACCUACAUUGGCGAGGUCACCCCUCUUGCGCUGCGCGGCAUAUUCACCUGCCUGUCUGCGCUGUCAUACACAAUCGGACCCCUCAUCGUCGCCCUCAUCGUGAACGAGACGGGGGACCUCCCCAACCGAUGGGCCUACCGCGCCGUCUUCGUCGCACAAUACGGCUUUGCUGCCAUAGCAACCCUCUUUGUGGCUUUCAUGCCAGAAUCGCCCUGGUGGCUGGCUUCCAAGGACCGUGACGAGGCGGCCCUCAAAUCCCUGAAUAACCUCGGCCACCGUGGAGACGAGGGUCAGAAGCGUCUUGCCGCCAUCAAGCACACCCUGGCGCAGGUCAGCUCCGAGACUGCAGGCGCUACGUAUAUCGAGUGCUUUCGCAAGUCCAACCUUCGCCGCACCAUCGUCUCGAUUGCUCCCCUCUGCAUUCAGUCCCUUAGCGGCGUGAUGUUCGCCGCCGGAUACAGCACCUACUACAUGCAGCGAGCCGGGUACAGCACUGCUAUGAGCUUCAAACUCCAGAUCACCCAACAAGUCUUGUCGACCAUCGGCAACGUCAUUUCAUGGUGGCUGAUCGAUCGCGUCGGUCGCCGCAGCCUCACCUUCUGGGGCCUCUUUGUCCUGACCAUCAUUCUCUUCGCCACGGGAAGCCUGGCCAUCUUCGCCGACCGUGAGCCCGGCGGACCUGAGGCUCGUGCCACGGUUGCUUUCAUUCUGAUCUACUGCUGGUGGUACAACGCCACUAUCGGCGCCACGGCCUACACCGUCCUUUGCGAAGUGUCCACUUCGCGCCUCCGCAUCAAGACCAUUGCCAUCGGCCUCGCGGCACAGAACAGCUUGAACGUCAUGUUCUCGUUUGUGCUUCCGUACCUCUUCAAUCCGGAUCAUUUGAAUCUGGGAGCGAAGAUCAGCUACAUCUUUGGAGUGCUGGCCAUCAUCUCUCUUGUCUUCUUGUGGUUCUACCACCCCGAGACGGCCGGAAGGACGUAUGAGGAGCUGGACGAGAUGUUUAUGAAGAAGGUCCCCGCUCGGAAGUUCAAGUCAUAUCAGCCUGACACUGCGGCCAUGGGUGAGGUCGUCAAGGCUGCAUUUGAGAAAGAGGAGCUACAGGGCGAGGUUACUCACCGUGCUUGA